AUGGCCGCCGACUGGGAAAGCCGCGCGAAAGCAAAGAGGGACGCCGUCCUCAACUUGAUUCCGGCGGAAUGGCGCCUGAAAGACAUACCUUCCCGUGAGGAGCAGAAGGAUGUUACUGGGUCGUACAUCCAACAAUUCCUCACCGAGCCAGAGGUUGAGAUCACCGAGACCGAUGCGGUGGGACUUGCCGACAAGAUUGCAGCUGGUAAAUGGUCUGCGGUCGAGGUCACCAAGGCGUUCUGCCAUCGAGCUGCACUCGCCCAUCAAUUGGUCAACUGUCUCCAUGAGAUCUUUUUUGAGGCUGCCAUUCUGUCUGCCCAGGCUUUGGACGACUACUACGCGCAACAUAAGAAGACCAUCGGCCCUCUUCAUGGUGUUCCCGUCUCGUUGAAAGAUCAGUUCCAUGUCCGGGGCGUGGAAACCACCAUGGGGUAUGUUGGCUGGAUUGGCACUUUUGAAGGUGUUCCCAACGACCCUCGCCGUGCAUCGUUUGAAAGCGAAAUGGUCCGAGAGCUGAGAAACCUGGGAGCUGUCUUGUACUGCAAGACCAGCGUGCCUCACACCCUUAUGAGCGGCGAGACUGUCAAUAAUAUCAUCGGGUACACUUGGAAUCCGAAAAACCGUUAUUUGGCCGCCGGUGGCAGCUCCGGCGGCGAGGGCGCACUGAUUGGGUUGAAAGGAUCGCCUGGAGGGUUUGGUACUGACAUCGGAGGCUCGAUACGGAUUCCAGCAGCCUUCAAUGGAUUAUAUGGCAUCCGACCAACGUCUGGAAGACUGCCUUACGAAGGCAUGGCCAACAGUAUGGAUGGCCAAAACAGCAUCUUGUCCGUCGUGGGCCCGCUCGCCACCAGUGCCAGAACCUUGCGGUUGCUCACAAGGUCGGUGCUAUCCCAGCAGCCAUGGCUGUACGAUCCUUUGGUGGUCGACAUGCCCUGGCGUGAUGCUGAAGAACAGGCCAUAUACGAGAUUAUCAAAUCGACAUCUUCCAAGGGACGGCUUAGCUUUGGUGUCUUGAAGACUGAUGGGACCGUCAAUCCACAGCCACCUGUCCAACGCGCCAUUGCCAUGGUCGCCGAAGCUCUGGAAAAGGCCGGACACAAGGUCAUCGAGUGGAAACCGCCCUCUCACCGACGGAUUGUGGAUGUUGUGAUCAAGACCUGGAUCUAUGACGGUGGAAAAGACGUGCAUGGAGCCUUUGCCUUGUCUGGCGAGCCCAUCUCUUUGCAGAUCAAAUCGAGUUAUGGCGACAAACCUAAAGAAGAGUACACGGCAUCGCAGAUUGCCGCCACCAACAUUGCCAAACGCAAAAUCCAGAAGGAGUACAUGGACUACUGGAACAGUACGGCGGAAGAGACGGGGACUGGCCGCCCCGUCGACGGUGUCAUCUGUGCACUUGCUCCAUAUCCUGCAGCCCGACCGGAAAAGUAUGAUUACUACGGUUACAGCCUUUGGGUAAAUGGAUUGGACUAUACCAGCGUGGUGGUGCCGGUGACGACGGCAGACAAAUCCCUGGACCAGUACGCCGAAGGAUAUGUACCGAUCAGCGAUCUCGACAAGAAAACAUUCGAGGCCUACGAUGCCGAGAUCUAUGACGGGGCCCAUGUCAGUUUGCAGAUCGUGGGCAGAAAAUUCACCGAAGAGAAGAUGCUCGCGAUCGCGGAAUAUGUCGGCGGACUGCUGGGAAAAUAG
Messenger RNA from Capronia epimyces CBS 606.96, 1689 nucleotides. RefSeq lists its product as uncharacterized. The record is from RefSeq and is a predicted model, not a curated record. The transcript has a single exon. NCBI's taxonomy places the organism in Eukaryota, Fungi, Ascomycota, Eurotiomycetes, Chaetothyriales, Herpotrichiellaceae. The coding region runs from base 1 to 1689 and encodes 562 amino acids.